AUGGUGCGCAUAAAAGAGAGAUAUCUUCUUGUCAACAUCGUUUAUCCGCCAGACCCUGCAACAGCUGCAAAAUCAAAUUUGCCAGACUCGGUCCUCCAUCACCAGCCAACUAUCGAAAAGCUGUCUCCCGGCGCUCUAAUCAAGGGUAUCAGAGCUGAAGUCGCGUCACUAUACGGUGACUAUGGAUCUGGAGCACUGAUGAACUGCUCUGUGAAAUACCUUUCGUUGGCAACGUCAACUUUUAUCCUCAAAUGUUCAAGAGCUCAUUAUCAAAUGCUCUGGUCCACAUUGACAUUUAUGGAUCAUGUUCCUGUGAAAGACGGCAGAUCUUGCAUCUUUCGUGUUGUGCGCGUCAGUGGAACAAUUCGCAAAGCUGAAGAUGAGGCUAUUCGCCAGGCCAAGAGGCUCAUCCUCGCCGCUCAAGAAGAAACUGACCCCAAGUCCUCGUUCAGUUCUUUACGUAACCAGGACGAAAUGGUCCUCGACAUCAACGACGCGUCAAGCGACGAGGAAAUGGACGAUGCAGAUGGUUGA
Messenger RNA from Fusarium pseudograminearum CS3096, 534 nucleotides. RefSeq lists its product as uncharacterized. The transcript is spliced from 2 exons. The record is from RefSeq and is a predicted model, not a curated record. Gene Ontology annotation, biological process: tRNA 5'-leader removal. Gene Ontology annotation, molecular function: ribonuclease P RNA binding. Gene Ontology annotation, cellular component: ribonuclease P complex. Lineage: Eukaryota; Fungi; Ascomycota; Sordariomycetes; Hypocreales; Nectriaceae. The coding region runs from base 1 to 534 and encodes 177 amino acids.